UUAUGCGAAUUUUCGUAUAUGUUUGACGCCGAACCUGCCAAUCAACGUUUAUGGUUUACAGCUGCAAAGCUAGUUGAGAAAAAAGGUGUAGAUUGGAAUACAUAUCAAAAGUUAGAAGAAUAUGCACAAAAUCAAGAAAAUAUUAAAAAAGAAGUAAAAACCUGCUAUCAUGGUGUAAGGGCAAAUAAUAAUGAACUUAGUAAAGUGGCUAUCAGUAAUACGACUAUUUUAUAUGCUUCUCUUAAACCAAUGGUAAUGAAAGCGCUAAAAAUUUCCGAUAAUGAAUAUGAUAAGUUGGUUAAAGCAUCAAAAGAUGAGCUAUUUGAAUAUGAUUCUUAUCAACAUAUAGUUCGUGUUUAUGCAA
Cetraspora pellucida is the source of this 364-nucleotide messenger RNA. Lineage: Eukaryota; Fungi; Glomeromycota; Glomeromycetes; Diversisporales; Gigasporaceae. The record is from the annotation of a GenBank genome assembly.